AUGAAGAGUCUAAGCUUAAAGCCUCUGUGUGUCAUGCUUGUCGUCCUCGUGGCGGCCCAGUGGCCAGGCUGUGACGCUCAGAGCUGCCAUCCCAGUGGCCAAAUCAGGGGCAAGAAACCUCCUCCAGGGCAAUGCAACACCGGGAACGAUUCAGACUGCUGCAAGGAAGGGAAAAUGUACCCGGUCUACAAAUGCUCACCGAGAGUCUCGGGCAACACCAAGGCCACUCUAACCAUCAACAGCUUUGAGAAGGGAAAGGACGGUGGAGGCCCGUCAGAAUGCGAUAACCAGUACCACUCUGAUGACAUCCCGAUCGUGGCUCUGUCAACGGGGUGGUUCAACCACAGAAGCAGGUGCCAUCGUAACAUUACCAUAAAUGGGAAUGGGAGGAGCGUUACCGCCAUGGUGGUGGAUGAAUGUGAUUCCACCAUGGGAUGUGACGACGACCAUGACUAUCAGCCUCCAUGUUCUAACAACAUCGUCGAUGCAUCUCGUGCUGUGUGGAAGGCCCUGGGAGUCCCCCAGGAUAGCGCUGACUGGGGGUGGAUGGAUAUUACCUGGUCUGACGCAUGAGCCUUUGUCUAGUAUAUCUACAGUUUCCCGGUAUGGUUGGUAUA
This is a messenger RNA of Punica granatum (pomegranate), 617 nucleotides long. Lineage: Eukaryota; Viridiplantae; Streptophyta; Magnoliopsida; Myrtales; Lythraceae. The record is from RefSeq and is a predicted model, not a curated record.